Molecule: messenger RNA, 1902 nt
Organism: Onthophagus taurus
Lineage: Eukaryota; Metazoa; Arthropoda; Insecta; Coleoptera; Scarabaeidae
Molecular function (GO): UDP-glycosyltransferase activity
Source: RefSeq, a predicted model, not a curated record
AGUAACAGUAGUGUCCUACAAGUGUUAGAAUGAGAUCUCUUUAGACAUCUCUUUAGAAAUGAGAGUGAAAAGAUUUUGUGCUCUGAUUACAAUUUUGGUGCUUUUUGAAUACAUUUCAUUUGCAAAAUGCGCAAAUAUACUAUCGAUGUUUCCAUCGCCGAGUAAAAGUCACGAUGUCUUGGGUUAUGCUCUUUCGAAACAUCUCUCGACAAUUGGACACAAUGUAACAUAUAUUUCUGCGUAUUCCCAUAAAAGUACCGAGACGUUUCAUUGUAUUCAUCUCGAAGAAAUUAUUAAAAUUAAAGAAAAUAUGCAAAAAUAUAUGAACAAUAAUGCCACGGUUUUCAAUAUAAUUGAACAAAUUAACUCAAUAAUCGAUAUAGCUUCAAUGAUUUUGAACGAUUCAGACAUACAAGAUUUAAUUAAAUCAAACUCAUCCUUUGAUGUUCUUAUACACUUUCUUGGUAUGGAUUCAUCAAUGAUUUUGGCCCAUCAUUUUAAAAUUCCGAUAAUAGUAUUUUCACCAAUAACUGCAAUAAACACACACACUCGUAUGGUAGGAAAUCCAAGUCCUCCAUCUUACAUACCAACGGUAAUGACACCGUACAAAGAAGACAUGAGCUUUUUCCAACGCGUCAAGAACACUGUACUUCCUUUCGUGGGAUUCAAUUUAAUAGAAAUGGCAUUUAAUCAUGUAGGAAAUAAAGCAAUUCAACAUCAUUUUCCGGGUUAUCCAUCGAUUGAAGAAAUUAAAGAUCGCGUUGAUUUAAUUUUGGUAAAUUCACAUUUAAGUACAGAAACUCCACGACCUUACGUACCGAACAUGAUACAAAUCGGCGGAUUUCACUUACAAAAACCAGAGCCAUUAAAAGAAGAUCUAAAACAGAUAUUAGAUGAUGCUAAAGAAGGAUUUGUUUAUUUCAGUCUUGGAACAAAUGUUAGAGUUAGUGAUAUUCCAAGCGAUGGUUUAGAUGUGAUUAAAAAGUGCUUGGGUAAACUUCCUUUUAAAAUUAUUUUUAAAUUCGAUGAAGAUGAAAUAGCCGACGCGCCCAAAAAUUUUUACGUUCGAAAAUGGUUUCCACAACCAGCCGUUUUAUCUCACCCUAACAUCAAAUUAUUUAUUAGCCAUGGUGGUUAUGGUGGAAUGACGGAGUCACUGUUUUACGGUAUACCAGUGGUUUGUAUUCCCUUUUUUGGCGAUCAACAACAAAAUUGUGUUGAUGCUGAACAUAACGGUUAUUCCGUAACUGUUAAUGUUCAAAGUUUGGAGGAGAAAUCGUUUUCUGAUUACCUAGAAAAAGUGUUAUACGAUAAAAAAUUUAUACAAGCUAUUAAAUUUAAGUCUGAUUUGUAUAGAGAUCAGCCUAUGAAUCCAAUGGAUAAAGCUGUAUAUUGGAUUGAACAUGUUAUUAAACAUAAAGGGGCUAAACAUUUAAGGGUUAAAGGAAUUGAUUUACCUUGGUAUCAAUACUAUUUGUUGGAUGUCUUUUUGUUUAUUGGAUUAGUUAUUAUUAUUGUUUUAAGUUUUGUUUAUUAUAGUUUGAAAUAUUGUUGUAAAUAUAUUUGUUAUUGCUCAAAAAAGAGAAAAGUUAAAACUAAUUAAAGAAUAUAUUUCAAAAUUACAAUUAAUGAAUACUACAAUUAGUAGGUUGUAAAUUAUUCGAGAGUGGGUGAAUAAAUUUGUGAAACAGGUAAUAUAGAAUUGUAAUUAAAGAAAAUGUUAGUGAUAACAAAUAUAUAAGAGUAGAUAUAAGUAAAGAAGUCGUGAUCAUUUUAAUCAUAUCAUCUAAAAAUAUGAUUAAGAUGAUCAGGAUAUUCUCAUUAUAUCAAGACAAUUAAAGGAAUGUAUCAAAUUAUGAGAAGAUUGGAGAUAGUAAGUAAUAUAUAUCUUUCAUAAAAUCA